Molecule: messenger RNA, 1359 nt
Organism: Colletotrichum graminicola M1.001
Lineage: Eukaryota; Fungi; Ascomycota; Sordariomycetes; Glomerellales; Glomerellaceae
Product: isocitrate dehydrogenase
Exons: 3
Coding region: 1-1359 (452 amino acids)
Biological process (GO): isocitrate metabolic process
Cellular component (GO): mitochondrion
Molecular function (GO): isocitrate dehydrogenase (NADP+) activity; magnesium ion binding; NAD binding
Source: RefSeq, a predicted model, not a curated record
AUGAACGCAGCCCGUUUCCUCCGCCGACCUGCAACCUUUGCCCUCCGUCCGUCCUUCUUCGUCUCACCCUCCAGCUUCUCCCCCGCCCCCGCGUCAUCCAUCGCCGUCCGCACAAUGGCGUCCGCCGUACAGAAGAUCAAGGUCAAGAACCCCGUCGUCGAGCUCGAUGGCGACGAGAUGACCCGCAUCAUCUGGCAGACCAUCAAGGACAAGUUCAUCCAUCCCUACCUCGACAUAGACCUCAAGUACUACGACCUCGGCCUGCCCUACCGCGACGAGACCAACGAUCAGGUCACCCUUGACGCCGCCGAGGCCAUCAAGAAGUACUCGGUCGGUGUCAAGUGCGCCACCAUCACCCCCGAUGAGGCCCGCGUUGAGGAGUUCAAGCUUAAGAAGAUGUGGCUCUCCCCCAACGGUACCAUCCGCAACCACCUUGGCGGCACUGUCUUCCGCGAGCCCAUCGUCAUCCCCCGCAUCCCACGCCUGGUGCCCGGCUGGAAGAAGCCUAUCAUCAUCGGCCGCCACGCGUUCGGCGACCAGUACCGCGCCAAGGACGCCGUCCUCCCCGGCCCGGGCACCCUCAAGAUGGUCUACACACCCGAAGGUGGCGAGCCCCAGGAGAUUGAGGUCUUCAAGUUCAAGCAGGGCGGUGGCGUCGCCCAGACCCAGUACAACACGGACGAGUCCAUUACCGGCUUCGCCCACGCCUCCUUCAAGCUCGCCCUCGACAAGAAGCUACCCCUGUACAUGAGCACCAAGAACACCAUCCUCAAGAAGUACGAUGGCCGCUUCAAGGACAUCUUCCAGGAGAUCUACGACACUCAGUACAAGGCCGACUUCGAGGCGGCCGGCAUCUGGUACGAGCACCGCCUCAUUGACGACAUGGUCGCCCAGAUGAUCAAGAGCUCCGGUGGCUACAUCAUGGCCCUCAAGAACUACGACGGUGAUGUCCAGUCCGACAUUGUCGCCCAGGGCUUCGGCUCCCUCGGCCUCAUGACCUCGGUCCUCAUCACCCCCGACGGCAAAACCUUCGAGUCUGAGGCGGCCCAUGGCACUGUGACGCGCCACUUCCGCGAGCACCAGAAGGGCAAGGAGACGUCGACCAACCCCAUCGCCUCUAUCUUCGCCUGGACCCGCGGUCUCAUCCAGCGCGGCAAGCUCGACGAUACCCCCGAGGUCGUCGCCUUCGCCGAGUCCCUUGAGAAAGCCUGCAUCGACACUGUCGACGUCGACGGCAUCAUGACCAAGGACCUCGCCCUCGCCUGCGGGAAGUCCGCCCGCGAGGACUACGCCACCACCAACGAGUACCUCGACGCCGUCGAGCGCCGCAUGAAGUCCAUCCUCAAGGAGAAGCUGUAA